Messenger RNA from Closterium sp. NIES-65, 4164 nucleotides. The record is from the annotation of a GenBank genome assembly. NCBI's taxonomy places the organism in Eukaryota, Viridiplantae, Streptophyta, Zygnematophyceae, Desmidiales, Closteriaceae.
AUGCAGCCCAAGCGACGCCUGCGUGAGUCCCUCACGCCCCAGCAGCUGCGUGAGUGGUACGCUGGUUGGGGCUGUAGGGGGGGCGACGCUACUCCUACUACCACUCCUGCUGCUUCUACUCGUGGUGGCAGCCAGAUGCAGCUCCCGCGACCCUCUCGCGUGUCUCUCACGCCUCGCCAGCUUCGUGAGUGGUACGCUCAGAGUGGAGGGUCUCUCAGUGCUGUUCGCUGCUCUUACGUGAUUCGCACUGGUCCUCGGACUGGUCAGCCUUGUGGGACACAUAGUCAUACACAGUCCCGCUGCUUCGCCCGUCUGAGCGACGCCUGGCGUACCGUGUUUGGCGACGAGGCUGAGCUUCCCGACUGGGUGGAGUUGCUUAGGCAGAGGGUAGAUAUAUAUGCUCUUGACUAUGAUGCUAUUCUCACUGCCAUGUAUGCAUUGCCUACUAGUGCUGACCGUGCCAGUCACCUGUGCGUCCCGCCUGACCCAGGUAUAGGACCUGCUGCUCUAGCUACUGGUGAGGCUGCUGCUCUGGGUGCUAGUGAGUCUCCUGCUCCAGGUACAGGUGCGGCUGCUGCUCUAGGUGCUAGUGAGUCUGCUUCCUCCGGUGCGGGUGAGGCUGCGCUCUCAGGUACCGCGUUGGCUUCGGCCUCCCUCACCUUUACACUUGACUCUGGGGCUUCUCGCUCCUUCUUUCGGGACCGCACCACACUCACGCCGCUUGGUCGGCCGGUUGCAGUCUCCCUGGCUGACCCCUCUAGGGGUCCUGUCCUCGCUCACUUCUCCACUGUCCUCCCGUGUCCGGCUGCCCCCUCGGGCACCCUGUCUGGCAUGUACCUCCCCUCGUUCUCGACGAACUUGGUGAGUGGUGCAGACCUACAGGAUGCGGGGGUUCACCAGUUCACUCCUGCGAGUCAGCGGGUGACCCACUGCACGGACGGACGCACAGGCCGGCACCUGGCCACGUUCUCGCGUCGGCCGGGGUCGAGCCUCUACACCCUGACCACUGAGUCUCCUCCUGUCCCCGCGUCCGGUCAGGUAGCAGCGUCGGGUCAGGUGUUUGCUGCUGCGUCCAGGUCUGGUCAUGAGUCUGCCCCCUGUUCGUGUCGCCUCCUGUCUCACGAGACUCUCCUCUGGCACCACCGUCUAGGCCACCCCUCCUUGCCCCGUCUUCGGGGCAUGGCUUCCCGUGUCCUUGUCUCUGGUCUUCCCCAGUCUCUCCCUCUCCUUCCUUCGGGACCAGGACCUUCCUGUGUCCCCUGUGUCGAGGGGCGCCUCAGGGCUGCUCCUCACUCCUCCCAGUUUCCCCCGACAGAGGCUCCUCUGCAGACGCUUCACAUGGACGUGUGGGGCCCGGCCCCCGUCCUCUUCCCCUUGCGCAGCAAGGGUGCUGUCACUGAGGUGCUGAUCGACUGGAUCCGCGAGGCUCGUCUCCAGCUCAGGAGGAGCUUCGGCUCGGACUUUCCUGUUCUGCGUCUGCACUCUGACCGAGGUGGGGAGUUCUCCUCUCGCCUUCUGCGAGACUACUGUCGUGCACGGGGGAUCCGCCAGACCUUUACGCUUCCGGACUCUCCACAGCAAAAUGGGAUUGCUGAGCGCCGCAUUGGCAUGGUCAUGGAUGUCGCUCGUACGUCCAUGAUGCAUGCGGCUGCCCCCCAUUUUCUGUGGCCGUUUGCGGUUCGGUACGCGGCGCAUCAGCUCAACCUUCACCCCAGGGUCUCUCGGCCCGCGAUGUCCCCAGUGUUACUGUGGACGGGGAAGGUCGGCGAUGCGUCUGCGUUCCGUGUCUGGGGAUCUCGGGCGUUUGUCCGCGACUUGUCUGCGGACAAGCUGUCCCCCCGUGCUGCUCCCUGUGUCUUCCUUGGCUUCCCCCUUGACGCUCCAGGGUGGCAGUUCUACCACCCCUCCUCUCGUCGUGUUCUGUCCUCCCAGGACGUCACGUUCGACGAGUCAGUCCCCUUCUACCGCCUCUUCCCCUACCGUACUCCUUCCCUCCCCCCCCCACCGGACUUCCUGGUACCAGUUCCCCCCCCGGUAGACCCCCUCCCCCCUCAGGUUCCUGCCCCUUCAGGUGUGUCCCAGGUAGACACGGUCGAGCUAGUCGAGGUUGCUGCUGAGUCUGGUCCUGCUGCGGGUGCUGAGCCUGGGGGUGCUGCUGCUGGGGGUGCUGAGCCUGGGGGUGCUGAGCCAGGGGGUGCGAGGCCGGGGGGUGCUGAGUCUGGGGGUGCUGAGCCGGGGGGUGCUGAGCCGGAGGGUGCUACGUCAGGAGCUGCUGAGCCUGGGGGUGCUGGGCCUGGAGGUGCGGAGCCUGCGUCUGCUGGACCUGGGGGCUCUCCGGUUCUUCCGUCUCGGCGGGAGCCGCUCUCUCCACAGGAGCUGCGCGAGUGGUUUGCUCACCGCUGGAGGCGUGCUGCUGGAGCUGGAGCUUCUUCGCCUGCUGAGGGGGCUGCCGGUCCCGGAGCUGCUGGGCCUGCGGGUCCUACUGGAGCUGGAGCUGCUGAGCCUGGGGUUUCUCCUGCUGCUGCGUCUCGCCGGGAGCCCCUCUCUCCACAGGAGCUACGCGAGUGGUUUGCUCGCCGCUGGAGGAGUGCUGCUGGAGCUGGAGCUUCGUCGACCGUCGAGGGUGCUGGUGCUGCCGGUCCCGGAGGUGCUGGGCCUGCGGGUCCUACUGGAGCUGGAGCUGCUGAGGGUGUUGGUGCUGAGACUACUGCUGUCUGUCCUGGCGGUGGUUCUGCUGCUGGUGCUGCUGGAGGUCCUGCCGCUGGAGGUGUUGGUGGCGCUGGUGCUGUCGCUGAGGGUGCUGGUGCUGUCCCUGCUGAGUCUGGAGCUGCCGCGCGGCCUCGGCCGUACUUCGUUCCGCUCCUACAGCAGGUUCUUGGUCUUUCUCCUCCGGUAGAGUGUCCACAGCCUGUCCAGUCGCAGUCACUGUUGGAGCCUUCCUCUCCUCUGCCUGCUCCCUCUCCUUACACUGGUCCUACUGGAGGUCUUGCUGAGCGUCGUGAGCCUGCGUCUCGUCCCGCGUCGCCGGUUCGUGCUGCUCGCGCUAGUGGUCGCGGUUCGCGUCACCGUCCUCCUCCUGUCCCUGGCACGCACCGGAUGUCUCUGCGUCCGUCCACAGCUCCUCUGCGUGCCCCUUUGCCUUCUCCUCCUGAGUCCUCUCUUCCUGCGCUUGCCGACCCUGAGUCGGACUCUCUUCGUGCUGCCAGUCCUACUGUCACGCGUCUGCUUGCUACUGUCGUCACUGACCCCUCCUUUGAGUCCACUGCUGCGUCUGCUCUUGUCGCUGAGCUCGUCGAUUUUGCUGCUCGCUGUCGUCUAGACUACGCUGCUGGCCUUGUUGCUGAGUCUGCGUCUGUCUGUCCUCCGUCCGUUGGGGGUGAGUGUGCUCUUGGCACGGACGUCCUAGAGGACAGGCAGGAGGAGUUACAGUGUCUGGCUGCUGCUUCACCUCAUCUCGCGUCUGUACUGCUUGCUCCUGAGGGAGACCCGGAUGCACUAGACAUCCCGACUCCGCGCUCUUACGCGGAGGCCGUAGAGGGUCCCUACUCGUCUCAGUGGCAGGCAGCUAUUGAUGCAGAGAUGGCUUCCUGGAAGUCCACAGGCACCUACGUUGACGCAGUUCCCCCUCCUGGGGCGAACAUUGUCAGUGGCAUGUGGAUCUUCAGGGUGAAGCGGCCGCCGGGCUCUCCACCUGUCUUCAAGGCGCGGUACGUUGCUCGUGGCUUCAGUCAGCGGCAGGGAGUUGACUACUUUCAGACCUUCUCUCCCACCCCGAAGAUGACUACUCUUCGGGUACUGCUGCACGUAGCCGCUCAGCGCGACUACGAGCUUCACUCUCUCAACUUCAGCACUGCGUUCCUGCAGGGUAGCCUGCACGAGGAGAUCUGGCUGCGCCGUCCACCUGGCUUCACUGUGACUUUCCAACCUGGCACCCAGUGGAGCCUCCGACGGCCAGUCUACGGUCUCCGCCAGGCACCGCGUGAGUGGCACGACACACUGAGGACUACGCUUGCGGCUCUUGGGUUUGCUCCUUCUACUGCUGACCCGUCGCUGUUUCUGCGCACCGACACUUCACUGCCGCCGUUCUACAUCCUCGUGUACGUCGACGACUUGGUCUUUGCCACAGCGGACACUGCUGGACUCGCCUACAUGAAAUUACUAUAG